This is a messenger RNA of Fonsecaea multimorphosa CBS 102226, 987 nucleotides long. RefSeq lists its product as uncharacterized. The transcript has 3 exons. Bases 1 to 987 code for a protein of 328 amino acids. Lineage: Eukaryota; Fungi; Ascomycota; Eurotiomycetes; Chaetothyriales; Herpotrichiellaceae. Gene Ontology annotation, molecular function: lipase activity. Gene Ontology annotation, cellular component: membrane. The record is from RefSeq and is a predicted model, not a curated record.
AUGGACACCAUCGAAGGAGAAUUCGCCACCAAGGAUGGCACGAAGCUAUAUACCAAAACAUGGAAGCCCCGAAAUGAUGCAGUGCAGGCUGUUUUGAUCUUCCUACAUGGAUUCUCCGACCACAUCAAUGCCUACUACGAUCUCUUCCCCGCUCUGAGCUCGUCGCCGUUCAACAUAGCAGUCUACGGGUUUGAUCAACGGGGCUGGGGCCGAUCGUGCCAUAAACCUGCAGACAAUGGCAACACCGGCCCCACCGCUACAGUACUCUCCGAUCUACAUGACUUUGUUCUCCAUGUAGCAUCCCUGCCGGAGACCCAAGGCAAACCACUCUUCCUGAUGGGCCACAGCAUGGGUGGAGGCGAGGCUCUGUGCUACAUGCUUUCCACUUCCUCCGACUUUUCCAAUCGACCCUCGUUCUCAGGCCUGCUCCUCGAGGCACCUUAUGUCGAAAUGCAUCCGUCGAACCAACCAUCUUACUUGAAGGUCCAAGCGGGCAAGCUGGCCGCCAUACUACUCCCGCGCACGCAGCUCAAGAACAAACUGAACGCAGCGUACCUGUCCCGUUCGGAGAAGGUCUGCCAAGACUGGGUCAAUGAUCCGCUGUGCCACGACACUGGGACGUUGGAAGGACUCAAGGGACUCUUGCAGAGGGAAGCAGAACUUUCCCAUCUCUCUCAUGGCCGCACUGUACACGGCUAUACGAGCAAGGUCCCUUGUCCUAUAUGGUUCUCCUUCGGCACCGGCGACAAGAUCUUGUCGCAUCUCGCUGCGAAGCAACUCUUCAACGUCUUGGAAGCCCCCAACAAGGACAAAACCUUCAAGGCAUAUCCCGACGCAUAUCACAAGCUCCAUGCUGAGCCCGACGGACUAGGCGAGCAGUUUGCGAAAGAUGUGGGAGAAUGGAUCCUGGCACAUGGCAACAAGCAGGCAGAAGUCGCUCAGGUUGGUCAAUCACAAUCCGAACAGACGGCAAACGGUGGCUCAUAG